Molecule: messenger RNA, 6535 nt
Organism: Schistocerca serialis cubense
Lineage: Eukaryota; Metazoa; Arthropoda; Insecta; Orthoptera; Acrididae
Product: E3 ubiquitin-protein ligase UHRF1-like
Exons: 13
Coding region: 48-2654 (868 amino acids)
Biological process (GO): protein ubiquitination; negative regulation of gene expression via chromosomal CpG island methylation
Molecular function (GO): protein binding; ubiquitin protein ligase activity
Source: RefSeq, a predicted model, not a curated record
GUUUUGACGUGUUGGUACCGUGCACGUGUAGUAGGAGAACAGUAAAAAUGUUUGUGAAAGUUAGAGGCCCUGAUUGUCAAAGAAUUGAAAUAAUAACCAUCACAUUGUUGAUGCCUGUCAAAGAGUUAAAAGAAAAAGUCGGCAAACUCUUUGGCGUGGAGCCAGCAAAACAGCGUCUUAUCUAUCGCGGGAAGCAAUUGGAGGACGAAUACAAACUGUUCGAUUAUGGCGUGCAAAUGAAUGAAGUGCUGCAAUUAAUUGUAAAACAAAAUGUGACUCAGAAGGAAGAGGUUAAAGAAAUUCAGGAGCCGCCGCUCAGUACAGAGAAACGUCUGAAGAAUCUGCCCAAAGUAUCAGAGACAAAGCAUUUUAAGGUUGGCGAAUAUGUUGACUUCGUGGAUACUUUGAUUGGAGCGUGGUUCCAAGGCAAGAUUAAAAAUAUCUAUGUGGAGAACCAGGCACGUUUUGACGCUUUCAGGAAUGAAAUAGACCCUCCCACUCACAAAAAUGGUAUUUUCAAAGAUAAAAGUACUGCCGACAAAGGCUCAGGUACAUUUAAGAAGGAUUCUAAAGAGGAAACUUCGGAUGAAGAGAGAUACGAAACAGAUAGUGGUCGUUGUAGUAGCCUUGGGAUGGAAGAGAAUGGAACGAAGGGUAAUGAAGCUGCAGGGAAUACAUGUGAGUCGAAAGGAACGGUGCAAGGAGAGUUGCAGGAUAGUGCUCCUGAUGCCUCCCCUGAGAAAACAAAUGCGGCGAGUGACACUGAACAUUCUGAAAGUGGGGACAGUGGACACUCCUCUCAUACGUCAGUUAAGAAACCAUCACAAAGGAAUGGAGACGCCAUGUCCAAGGGAGCUCCCGGUGAUGAAACUAAGCUGGAUGAUGGCUGUGUAUACGAGAUAACCAACCUCAAUCACGUCGAUGAAGCAGAAAUGUUGAGCAAGCUCUCAGAAAUUCGCCCGAUGUCGCAAAAACUUUUGAAAUUUGCAGAUGUUAAAGUGGGACAGACAGUUCUGGUUAACUACAAUGAUAGUGAGCCAGAUAAACUAGGUCACUGGUUUGACCUCAAAGUCUCAAAGGUUGCAAAUGGCAGAAUGAAGAAGUGGCUUGAAGGUGAACUUCGCAUACAUAGUCGGAGUGGAUGUCAGCUGAAUAAUGUGAAGAUUAGUAAUGUCGAAAAGAUAUGGGUUAUUGAAAAACUGGAACUGUUGAAAGACAGAAAAGAUUUUUCUGAUCUGGAGUCUAUACAGAAACGGCCUGUUCCUGCACUCUGUGACAAGUGCAAUGACAAUCCUCUCAAGAGAUGUAAAUCGUGCAGUUGUCAAGUAUGUGGCAAGAAAAAUGAGCCGUCCAAGCAAAUCAUGUGUGAUGAAUGUGAUUCACCGUAUCACAUAUGGUGCCUUACACCUCCUCUGGAAGAAAUCCCAGAUGUGGAUGAAUGGUUCUGUCCCGAUUGCAAAAAUGAUGAAAAUGAAAUUGUCAGAGCUGGACAUAAGCUCAAAGCUAGCAAGAAGAAGGAAAAUUCGGUCUGGGUGAAAAGUGGUUACACUAAAUGGGGCAAGGGGAUGGCAAAUGUUGGGCUCUCCAAAAGAUGUACCAUAGUGCCGCCUCACCACUUUGGACCCAUACCGGGUGUGGAAGUAGGAACAUGCUGGAAGUUCCGGAUACAGGCGUCUGAAGCUGGAGUGCACAGACCGCCUGUCAGUGGUAUUCAUGGACGCGAGGACGUGGGUGCCUUCAGCAUUGUACUGAGUGGAGGAUACGAAGAUGAUGAGGAUUUUGGAGAUAGCUUUUGGUACACCGGAGCUGGCGGUAGAGAUUUGUCCGGCAAUAAACGUACUUCUGUGCAGUCAUCAGACCAGCUGCUCACAAAUACUAACAAGGCUCUUGCCGUUAACUGUGCAGCUCCGUUGAAUGAAAAGGGGGCUAAAGCUGACGAUUGGAAGAAGGGAAAACCGGUGCGCGUCAUUCGAAGCUACAAAUUCCGGAAGCACUCUAAGUUUGCUCCAGAGGAAGGGUUGAGGUACGACGGCAUCUACAAGGUCGCGGAAUAUCGCCCAGAAAAAGGGCAAUCUGGUUUCAUCGUAUGGAGAUACUUCCUGCGUCGGGACGACCCAACACCGGCCCCGUGGACGGCAGCUGGAAAGAAAUUAAUAGCAUCUCUUGGCCUUCAACUUGAGGUGCCAGAAAACUACGAUGUAGCGCUCGCAAAGAAAUCUGGAGAUAAGCCGAAGAAAACAGCCAAACGUAAAUUAAGCAAUGGAAAUGAAAUAAACUUUUUCACAAAAAAGGUGAAAGCUGAGCCGUAUGUGAUUGAUGCAAAAAUCCAAAAAAUUAUUGCCAAAGACAAGCAAAACACAAAGCUGUGGGAAACCUGCAGUUCUUCACUUCAAGAUGGCAAAAAGAAAUAUCUCGAUGCUGUUAUGGAAAAUUUUUCUUGCAUAUGUUGCCAAGAAUUGUUGUAUCGACCCAUUACCACGCCCUGUAAUCACAAUUUCUGUUUGGAUUGUAUGCAGAGAGCUUUCAAGGCAGAAGUCUAUACUUGCCCUACAUGCAGGGAAGACUUGACCAAAAAAUUCCAGUUUGUUGUGAACGAACAUUUAUUUGGAGUCCUGAAGGCAUUCUUUCCUGGCUACGAAGAGGGCCGCAAAUAAAUCGCUGUAAAAUACUCUCUCCACAGUGUGAAUUUUAGCCCAGAUAUAUUGUUUGUAAAGAUAUUUACUCAAAUGUAAGAAAGACUUGUAUUAUACGCAAUACUAAUAUCGUGCAUCCAAUUCGUGCAUCAAUUUUUGUUACAAUCUUGUAUUGUUUUAAGUGUUCAAGUGUAAUUGUCAAGGGGCCGUGAGCAGUGCAAAAAAUCAAAUUUCAAAAAGUCAUUGUAGGUUAUACAGACUUUAUGAUUUUUUUCUGAUCAAAUAGGCUUAGAACAUUGUUUGCCUAUGAUCUGUGUUUUUGAUAAUGAAUUUUUACAGAUCUGUCAAGCUAGGUGUAUUAAACAUUUACCAAGUGCAAAAUAUUUCUUUCUUGUGUUUCUAUAUUGUUGUUACAGAGAUUUUUGAUUUCUGGCAUUUCUAAUGAUGCAACCUCAGUUUUAGUAGUUUUUAAUGGAUUUUUAUGCCGUGUAGCCUAUGCCAUAAAUUUUAUUGGCAAGUACAUAACUGUCUGCUGUGCAGCUUAGCUGUGGCUGACCUGUGUACAUAUUAAAAUUUCAUGCUUUACUCUGCAAUGGCUCUGCCAUAGCUGUCUGUGCAGAACAUUAUCUCUUGUUACCAGUACCCCACUUUUUUGUUUUAUGGUUGGUUUUGUGACACAUGUUAGGGACGGUAGCUGUUAAUCUUUGCUUAGCACAGCUGUACUCCUGUGCAGACUUAUUUUAUUGUUAGUUACAUAUAGAAUAGUGUCUAUUCUGUGGUUAAUAUCCUGUUGGACCAUGCUUUAUUCCUUUGUUGGUGGUUCUUUAUUAAAUUUAUACAUUUUAAUUGUAAUUGUUUGAAUAACAGUUAUUAUGCAAUUCAGAUUGUUGUUGUAAUGGCUCAAAUUCUUCGGAACUGUGAAAGAUUUCGGUAUAUAUUCUGUUGUUUAAAACUUUCAGACUUUUAAUUUUGGAGUUUAUCAAAAUUUUACUUAGGGAUAAGAAUGAAGAUUCCCAUUGUUACUGUUUAUGCUUAUGUUGCUAUAUAUGUCUUCUCCACAAUAGUGGAUCAGCCUUUUACUUGGGUUCUACAUGAUGGAGUUUUGUUAACUGUGACUCGGACUCAAGCACUCUCAUCUGUCUCUACCAUAUCAUUUUUCUUGCUGUACUGUAAAUAGAAAUUUAUCUUUUUACAAUAGGCACAAUAAAAAGAUUCACACAACCACAGCUUUCGGCUAUUAAGGCCUUUGUCAGCAGUUCACACACACACACACACACACACACACACACACACAUACACACACACACACACGUAAGUUUGCUGAACCUACAUAGUGUAGUUUCAGCUCUCUGAGACUGCAGACGUGUGUGCAAGUUGCAUUUGCGUGUGUGUAUGUGUGUACUGCUGACAAAGGCCUUAAUGACCGAAAGCUAUGAUUGUGUGAAUCUUUUUAUUGUGCCUAUCGCGACUCAGCAUCUCCGCUAUAUGGUGAGUAGCAACUUUCCUUGUCUUGUAUUGUUACAUUCCCUCCUGGAUUUUCCAUUGUUUUAUUUAAUUUAUCUUUUCGUCACGUGUGAAGGUGACGUGGCUGUUUUUGAAUAACAGACAACACUUGUAAUUCAUCUCCUAUUUUACAUUCAUUUUUUUUCUUUUGCUUUCUCUUGAUUAUCUCAGAAACUGAGAUUGUGGAAAUGCAAAAUCUUUUCUCCCAGUGUAUUUUUACAAAUAUGAGCAGUAUAGUAUUUAUUUCAUGCUGUAAAGGUUUGCCCAUUUGUGACAACAACAAUAUUGCAUUUUUUUUGCCCAAAAUUGUUUUGUUGACUGGAUAAGAGACAAUUGCAGUAGCAUUGACUGUACUUCAUCGCUCCCAUUGCAUCCAAAGCUCUUCAUAUAUGGUUCUAUUAAACAAAAAGAUAUUAAAUCAUUUUUAUGCUUUGCUUUAUUUAUAAUAUGCAACCAUUUGUGUAAUUCAUUAGCUUUAGAAUGUGUUGUGUUAAAUGACAAAAAUAAUUGUAUUUUAUACUUGGUAUUUUUGUAUCUUAAGAGUUAUUUGGUGCACAUAUUUUAUAAUGACAGAGAAAUACAGGAUUUUAGAUAAAUACCACAUGAAAAGAGUCACAAGGUUUUAUUUUUAUUUCUUUUUCAUUUAUUUUUGUUGUUCCUGUACUCCACUUCAUGGGUUGAAAUGUAUGAAUAGUUUUGCAGCAGUAAUCUGCACCUGGUGAACAUUCUUGAUUAUCAGCCAUUUGCUGGAUUCAGAUCUUUUCCAUGAAUUCCAGUCUUCAACUAUAUGCAUCCAUGUUGCUCUUGCAUCAUUUAUUUCUUGGAAUCCAGUGAGGCAUUUCCUUGGUCCAUGUACUAUAUUGUGGUCUUUGCUACAUAUGCUCCCCAUUUCUACAUCAUUCUCAUUCAUGGUUGUUAUUACGUCUCCUGGUUUGUAUCUUGAUCCGUUUAUUUGUCAUUUAGUAGUUCCCAAAACUUGUAAUACAUGCCAGAUGCGGAACACACUAACACAUUUGGCAUGUUCCUUCUGGUUUAAAUUACCACUGGCACUCCAGGCCUUUUGUACUUGAUAAGUUAAUUUUUGUUGUUACCUGUCAAUUUAUCAUCCUCAUCUGUCCUUAAAAAAUUUCUAUUGUUUUUGUGGUAGUAUUGUGAAUUUGUUUUAUUUUAUUUGCAGUAUGUUGAUCAUUGUUACAGUCUACUUUCUAUUUGAUUUCUUCUGAAAGAAUUUGUUAAGGUAUCAUAUCCGUAGUUGAAAAAAUCAUUCAAUAGUACCUGUCUUACCUUAAGCUUUAAAAUGCCCUAAUAUUAUUUUGUUGUGGGACUUGCUGCCAUUCAUCACAUUUUCUGCCUCCUCAAUGUUAACAUGUUGUGUACACUUGAAUGAAUUUUCCUGUUUGCGUACAUACCUUAUGUAAAUGCCACUUUCAUCUGUGUCCAUAUAAUUGUUUAUUUUUCAAGAUAAGGCUUCAUUCAGUGUAACCUGGUAUGCCUUCAUAUUUCUAAAUUCUCAUAGUCUAAAUUUCUAAUUCCCUUCCUGAUAGCUGACUUAAUCUGAUUCUACUCUGAAAUAUUUUGUUUAUUUUUAGAACUAGCUGUGUAGAGAUUUCCUUAAUAGCUAUAUCAUUACCUUUACUUUUCUUGUUCACAAUAAAGCAGUCAUUUUAAUUUCCACCAAGCUGCAUUUCUCUGUAAUAAAAAUGUUCUUAUCUUGUAUAACUCUUAUCUGAUCUACACGUUUUCAGUACUUCUGACAACCUCACUGUCGCAUUUGAUCUUACUUUAUUCCUGUAAUUUAUCUUUGACUGUAAGUUCUGCAGUUGACUGAUGCUAUAGUCUUUGCAGUACUUUUUUAAUAAUGUGUGCCAAAAAUGAAAUCAUUGAGUUAAAUUAAAAAUAUUAAGAUUUAAGAUGAAAAUUAACCUGCAAAAUGAGGAGUGUCUACUUAAUAAUUGCAUAGACAGAUACAGUUGGAGAAGAGUUGUCACAAACUGAGAAAUGAGGAGCAUAAAAUCCAGUGUCUUUUCUUGUAGUUUUUCUUCAUGUAGAGAAGGGCAUGGUAACAAAAUCGGGUCUUCCGCCCAUUUUCUCAUCCUGCAAAAUCCAAACAAAGAUUGGAAAGCAAGAAAUUGCAUUUUGUGUUUCUCCAAUGUCUGGGGCAAUGCUGUGUUCAAACAUUUUCUGCUGGAGUUACUUUGCAAGCACUCGUCCAUUACAUUUAGUGUUAAUAUGUACCUGCUGUUGAACAGAAAAUACAGGACUGUAUAAUUCGUGUAUUAGUGUACAUUCCUUUUAAUUUUUGUGAUUUAUAAUCAUGUGGCUUUUAAGCAAGAGUGUUUGUACAUACAUUAUUUUUUUAAUGUAUACCUCUUCAAUUCAUGUCACUUUAAAAUGACCAA